Molecule: messenger RNA, 5784 nt
Organism: Morone saxatilis (striped sea-bass)
Lineage: Eukaryota; Metazoa; Chordata; Actinopteri; Moronidae
Gene: pdpr
Product: pyruvate dehydrogenase phosphatase regulatory subunit
Exons: 18
Coding region: 139-2817 (892 amino acids)
Cellular component (GO): mitochondrion; mitochondrial matrix; cytoplasm
Molecular function (GO): oxidoreductase activity; protein binding
Source: RefSeq, a predicted model, not a curated record
CCGGAAGUGGCAGUGAGUGAAGUUAGUUUGACAUUGGUACUGACUGCUGGACCCAAACACGACUUUCUGUCAUAUCACUGCUGUUCACCUCAGACCUUACAUAUCACGUCUGGACUGGGCUGAUUCGAAAGCACAGCUAUGUGCAGCUGUGUGCGGAGCUCCAGGGCUCUGUCCCCUGUCCUGCUGCCCAGGCUGCUGCUUCCCCAGACGGGGUACCGACUGGCCGGCAGGAGCCUCUGGACCUCCCCCCUCUGUAUGGCUGUCAGUGGAGACUCCCAGCUGCUGCCACUGCCCAGUCAGGCCCGUGUGGUGAUCUGUGGAGGAGGCAUUGUGGGGACAUCGGUGGCCUACCAUCUGGCCAAACUGGGCUGGACUGAUAUAGUACUGCUGGAGCAGGGCAGACUCGGUGCAGGAACAACUAAACUGUGUGCUGGAAUUGUCAGUGUGGCCAAGCCUAUUUCCAUUGAGUGUCAAAUGGCAAACUACUCCAAUAGUCUUUACCAGCAGCUAGAGGAGGAGACUGGGGUCAAAACAGGUUAUGUGAAGACGGGGUCUCUGUGUCUGGCCCAAAAUCAGGAUCGCUUCAUCUCUCUGAAGCGCCUGGCAUCUCGACUAAAGGUAAUGGGGAUCAGCUGUAGCAUCAUUAAGCCUAAAGAGGUGGCCAAACUCCACCCUCUUGUUAACAUUCAUGACCUGGUGGGGGCACUCCAUCUGCCUGCAGAUGCUGUGGUGUCUCCACCUGAUCUUAACCACGCCCUGGCUGUGGCUGCAGCUGGAUAUGGGGUUCAAAUCCUGGAGCGAACCAGUGUUCAGCAGGUUCUGGUAGAGAAGGGUCAAGUGAUGGCGGUAGAGACUGACCGUGGCUCCAUCGAGUGUGAAUAUUUUGUCAACUGUGCUGGACAGUGGGCUUAUGAGCUGGGCCAGGCUAGUGAGAUGAAGGUGUCUGUUCCUCUUCAUGGCUGUGAACACUUCUACCUUCUUACCAAACCUCUCCAGGAGCCACUUCCACCCAGCACACCAGUGGUGAUUGAUAUGGAUGGCAGGAUAUAUGCACGGCCAUGGCAGGGAGGCCUUCUUUCAGGGGGCUUUGAGAAGAACCCCAAACCCAUCUUCACAGAGGGCCGCAACCAGCUGGAGAUCCAGAACAUGCAGGAGGACUGGGACCACUUUGAACCAAUGCUGAGUGCCUUGUUGAGGAGAAUGCCAGGUCUUGAGUCAGCUGAGAUCCAUCAGCUGGUCAACUGUCCGGAGUCCUUCACCCCUGAUAUGCGCUGCCUGAUGGGGGAGACGCCGGGUGUCUCUGGCUACUACGUGCUGGCAGGGAUGAACUCCUCCGGCUUGGCCUUUGCUGGAGGAGCUGGCAAAUACUUGGCAGAGUGGAUGACGUAUGGCUACCCCACUGCCAAUGUCUGGGCACUGGACAUCAAACGCUUUGGAAACCUGCAGAGCAGCCGAACCUUCCUGCGACACAGAGUAAUGGAAGUCAUGCCUCUGCUGUAUGAACUGAAGGUUCCUCGCUGGGACUUCCAGACCGGGCGUCAGCUGCGGACCAGCCCUCUGUAUGACCGUCUGGACACCCAGGGAGCUCGCUGGAUGGAGAAACAUGGUUUUGAAAGGCCCAAAUACUUUGUUCCUCCAGGGAAAGAUCUUCUGUCUCUGGACCAGAGUAAGACGUUCUACAAGCCGGACUGGUUUGACAUUGUUGGAGCAGAGGUCAAAUGCUGCAAAGAGGCCGUCUGUGUCAUUGAUAUGUCGUCCUUCACCAAGUUUGAACUGACUUCAACGAAGGACCAGGCCCUGGACCUGCUGCAACAUCUGUGUGCCAACGACCUCGAUGUUCCCGUUGGACAUAUUGUCCACACCGGCAUGCUGAAUGAGAGGGGAGGCUAUGAGAAUGACUGCAGCGUGGUCCGCCUCAGCAAGAACAGCUUCUUCAUCGUGUCUCCGUCAGACCAGCAGGUCCACUGUUGGUCCUGGAUAAAGAAACACAUGCCCAAUGACCCACACCUCCACCUAGAGGAUGUCAGCUGGAAGUACACUGCUUUAAAUCUGAUUGGACCUCGUGCAAUGGACGUUCUGGCUGAACUGUCGUAUGUUUCCAUGACACCUGACCACUUCCCCUCCAUGUUCUGUAAGGAGAUGAGUGUUGGCUAUGCCAACGGGAUCAGAGUGAUGAGUAUGACUCACACUGGCGAACCAGGUUUCAUGCUCUACAUACCUAUAGAGUAUGCUCUGCACGUGUACAACGAGGUCAUAUCAGUGGGUCAGAAGUACGGGAUUCGUAAUGCAGGGUACUACGCACUGCGCAGCCUACGCAUAGAGAAAUUCUUUGCCUUCUGGGGUCAGGACCUGGACACCUUCACCACCCCGCUGGAGUGUGGACGAGAGUUCAGGGUGAAGUUUGACAAGGACACAGAUUUCCUUGGUCGUGAGGCCUUGCUGCAGCAGCGUCAGGACGGUGUGUCUCGGCGGUUUGUCAUGCUUGUUCUGGAGGACCACGACACUGAACUGGACCUGUGGCCAUGGUGGGGCGAGCCCAUCUACUGUAACGGUCAGCUAGCCGGAACGACCACCAGCAGCGCUUACAGCUACACUCUGGAGCGCCACGUCUGCCUUGGCUUUGUAUCUCCGCCGCCUGGCCCAGAAGGGCUCCCCACACCCAUCACCCCGGACUUCAUCAACCGUGGGGACUACGAGGUGGACAUUGCUGGCCAGCGCUACCCAGCCAAAGCAAAACUCUACCCCUUCAGCUCCCUCUUCACCCAACAGAAACGCCGCAAGGAGGACAUUGAGCUCAGCAACCUCCAUGGGAAGUGAUGUGGAGUAAUGAAAGGCCUCUUCUUUGUCUCAGUAGGGGCUUCUGUGUGUCCUCCAGUUCACCAAAUUCACUCCUGCACUUGCCCCGCAGUGCCAACCUAUCGUCCCUUUUCUAGCUCCUAACCCGAGGGCUGUAUGCACAAUCACUCCUUAUCCCUCUAAUAUUUAACUUCCACGUUGCGUCUCCCUCUUUCAAAGUGCAAUAUUUAAGACUCACCAAAUGCUUGAGCUGAAACUAAAACGGAGCUCCUGUGUCAUCAGAUUCUGCAGUUUUCAGCCCUCACACUCAAACACAGUGCACUCCACACAGUCUCUGGUUUACUGGGACAGUCUGCGGUUAAGUGCCUUUGCCAAGGCAACAUCAACAAUAUGUGUUGAGGACUCUUUCACUUUGUUCACUUUAACCCAUCCAGAAGGGAUUUUGACCGUCAAAUCUCCUCCACUAGUGUUCCAGUCGCUGUAAUGUUUUGACGUUGCACAGUCUGGAAGAGUCUGAAAGAAAUGUCAUCCAAUGCUGAUGCCUACACAGUCAAUGUAGUUGUUGACUUCACCGUCAAACAAAUUGUAAAUUUGCUGCUGUAAAGAAUAUGAGUGAUGUGAUCUAAUUCAAAUACUUUACACUGUCCACUACAUUAUCCUUAACAAUGAAGGGCGAUUCCUUCAUUAAAUAUCCUUCUUGGACAGGGGAAAAAAGGCCUGGAAAAGCCAUGGCAAAAAAUCAGGAAGCCUGAUGAGUAAACUGUUGCUUUGUGUGCCGCCCAUUACUCUUCUUCCAGUCGUGUUGAAAAGGCUUCCCAGGCAAAAUGACCUUUUUUCUCUUGGUAAUGUCUUUAUCAUCAACUUUCAGCUGUUCUGGUGUUCUUCUGCUGUGUGUCGAGCUUGUGGUAACGUACUGACAGUAAUAUAAUCCGACCUGUUAUUUAUGUUUCGUUUUAAAGCAGCGUCGCUCUUCUGAUGAUUGAGUUUUGUUUUGCUGAUGUGUCGCUGAAUGUGUGGCUGUUGUUAGGUGGACUGCAGAUGAGGGAAGGCAAAAUGGGAAAGCUGCGACUGGAGCUGCUGUACUCCCAGAGUUCACAAUAUCUUAGGUCAGUGAGGAGAUUUUUGCCUGAUCCAGAGUUAUGAUGUUUGUGUAAAAGAAGAAGAAAUAAAGCGAUGUAUUUUUGUAUAGGUAGUGUGUAUAAAAUCUCUAUUUUCAGUACUGCGCAUUUUUUCUAGUAAAUCAGUUUAAGGUUCUAUCAGCUGUAUGAAUCAUCUAUAAAUGACUUCAUUGUUGCGGUUGUCCUUCUGAUUGUGCAUCAUUUCAGAUGCUUUUCCUGUCUUAUUGUGUAAAUGUAAAUAUAAUUUGUCAGCAGCAGCUUCAUGUUUACCUACAUGUACAUUUAUAUACGUCUUUAAAGUGACCUCUUCAGAGGUUGAAAGUCAACACUGUGUAUUUGUUGUUGUCAAAAGGCUCUGCACCAAACUGCAUGUUGACCAGCUGGGAACCUUAAAGCUAGCUCGACUGACUAAAUGAUCAAUUGAAACCCACGGCAGUCACUUACCUUCCUUCUUUAGGUGCACAGACAUCUAAAUAAGAGAUAAAGAAUAUAGAUAUGAUGUUGUCCCCUUGCUAUACUUUAAUUUAAUACUUUGCUGCUGAGUGGAGAUACAUAAUCUAGUAGGGUUUCCUGAUAUUGUCAUGUUCAAAUGAGUUUGUUUAAUAUUGAUUGCAGUCAGAGUUGUAGUACAUGGAUGCAGAUUUUUCCGGCAUUUAGAAAUGUUUAGUGACGCUUGAGGAGUAGAAAAGGCAAAAGGAUAGACAGCAGGGAACCCACUGCAGUAACUCCUGGUGUUUGACAGGCCUUUUUAUCACAGAUUUACUCCACACAUACACAUUUUUGAAUUAUGAUUUAUUUACAGUGUAUCUCCAACUUCUUGUCUAAACCUGUAAUUCCUAUGGUUGGAAAAUCCUUAUGAUGUCAAGAGCAGGGGAUUGUCAGCACCAGUUGAAUCUGUCUGAGGGCUGCUGAAGCACUUGUUCCUCAGUAAAAGGAGAAUAUUAAAGUAUUUACAAUUGCAAACAAAAGUUUGAUUAUUAAGGGCUAAUAUCUCUGUGUGUUAUGUUGUUAAUAUAAAAUGAAGCAUUUGCAUGUGAGAGCAGUGAAUCAUCACUUUGUAUCUCCUGGUACUGUAGUAGCAGUGGUACUCUCCUUUGGCUUUAUGUGAUAAACUUAAAGGGCCUCAUUUAUAAAAGAAGCUAACACAUUUUAGUCGUAUCAUUACUAAAGAUUCUUCUCAUAGCAGUAUUGUAUAAAUGAGGCCCCGUUAAUAAUUAAUGGUGUAGCUGUGAGCACAUCUCUGGAUUCUGUGUGAAGGUGACUGAAACAAACUCCUGUGUUGUGUGUUGACACUGAUCACUUGACCCCUUUGGGUCAUUUCAGCUUCCUUUUUCCCACCGCCCGACUAAAUUGUUGAGCGAAUGAGUGAAGGGGACUGGCCUUGUGAGUAUUUGCACUAAAUAGGGGCAUCCUGCUGUUUUGUUUCUUACUGUAUGUGGUCAUGUGGUUUCAGUGGUAUUCUAGGGAUUUGGAAUUUGAGAGUUUUCUUGUAUUUCAAAGGUUAAAGACAAUCUGAGGUGGUCUCUGGAAACACUAUAGCUGAAUAUCAAGCAUCAUCUAAAAGGUUGAAGGCAAAAUAAACAGUCAAUGGUAAAAGCUAAACAUCUGUGGAGAUGUUGAAAAGUCUAUUGAAUGAUUACUAAUGGGUGAGGUGGUGGUGUUUACUUCAAACACAGUGACACUCCACACUACUGGAUAGCGGUUCGGUGCAUGUUUGUCUCAUUUAAUGUUUCCAUUUUAACACUAUACUGAUCUGUAAAUGCCAGCUUUUUUUUUUCAGAGCUUUACAGUGUAUUAUAUCAUGUUAAACAGAUGUUUGGCUGUCUAAUGUACUUAAAGGUAAAAUAUAAAGAGAACUUUGUUCAUACAA